UCGACGAAAACAAAAUAAACAGCGGAACUGAGCGAAUCCUCUCUUUUAAUCGAUCUAUCAAUGAACAAUCUAAAUAUUUACUCAAUGUGAGAGUAUAAAUUAACUCGAAACUCGACAUCGUUAGUCAUUCCAUGCAAAGUCCCACAAAACACCGAACAGAAAAUUCAAAAUUUUUAAAAACAAAACGAAAAUGUCUACAAUCAUACGACAAAUAAUUAGCACCGACAAUGCUGCAAAGCCUAUAGCACCGUUCAAUGUUUGUUUUAGUCAAGCGAUCGUCGUGAAUCAAACCGUUUAUUUAUCCGGAUGUAUUGGAAUAAAUAAGGAAACAUCGAAACUGGUUGACGGUGGAGUUGUACCAGAGACGAUAAAGACAUUGGAAAAUAUGAAAGGGAUUCUAGAGGCUGCUGGAUCUGGUAUUGACAAAGUGGUUAAGGUAACCAUUUUUGUCGAUGAUAUGAAUGAUUUUGCGAAAGUAAACGAGGAGUACAUGAAGGUGUUCACAACUAACUUCCCAGCCCGAUCGUGCGUACAAAUGGCCAAACUACCGAUGAAUGCCAAAGUUGAGAUUGAAGUAAUUGCCCUGGUAGGAUAGAAACUUUCAGUCCACAUUUUCGUUUAGACUAAAUCAAACUAACUAACUAAUUAAGUCGAAACAAAAAUCUGAUUCACGA
This is a messenger RNA of Bradysia coprophila, 674 nucleotides long. RefSeq names its product rutC family protein UK114-like. Lineage: Eukaryota; Metazoa; Arthropoda; Insecta; Diptera; Sciaridae. Gene Ontology annotation, cellular component: cytosol; mitochondrion. Gene Ontology annotation, molecular function: deaminase activity. The record is from RefSeq and is a predicted model, not a curated record.